Molecule: messenger RNA, 1541 nt
Organism: Penaeus vannamei (Pacific white shrimp)
Lineage: Eukaryota; Metazoa; Arthropoda; Malacostraca; Decapoda; Penaeidae
Source: RefSeq, a predicted model, not a curated record
CUCGAGAAAGAAGGACUUGGCGAAGACGUUGAGAUUCAGGGUCUUGGAGACCGGCAGGGAUGAACUGUUCAGACUGGAGACGUUCGUCGUAGUCCCAGAGGUGACUCCCGCGAGCGAAGGCGCCUACGAGAUCUGCUGGGAGGACCCCGAAGGACUCGCCUUCGCCCUGGCCGAAGGAGGCGUCGCUCGGCCGCUCGUCGCUCCCUCGGCCGGAUGCCACGAGUGCUGCCUCGCCGUCGCCCCGAAGAAUCCAGGUGACCUCGUGACCUUGGAAACAGCUGGUGCAAAAGACCUCCGACAGCUGGUGCAAAUUCGUCUGCCCGCUGACCUGGCUGGCGGCCAAAUGAAGCCGCGUGCAGUGCCAGUUCCUCUCACCAUCAAGGAGCUCCACAAGGUGCCCAGGGAAGACGACCCGAGCGGAAGACGACAAAACAUAAGGGUUGUCUUGGAUCCUCACGAAGCCAAAGAUGCAGACGACUUUCAGCUUUCUUUAACUCUGGCAUCAGGCGCGGGACAGGAAACUUAUUUCCUUUAUAAAAUCAUCGAUGAAGAUGCCACAGAGAUUGAGUUCGAAGGGAAUUUCAAAGAUUCGAUUCAGGUCUUUAUAAAGCUAUGAAAGGCGGGGAUAAUAUGGGAUUUGGCUCCGUGGCGCAGAAUUUGACAGACCCGGGUUCCAGGGUGGCGAAGGUGGGGGACGCCAGCGCCCCGUCCCUGAGGGUGGACCCAGGGGCGCGAGGCCAGGUGGAAGUCCCUGGGAAGCCUCCCUGCGUGAGAGGCUCUGGCCCUUGCUACUACGUCGGCCAGAGCGACCCCCCGCCCCCCCUCUGCGAGGACUUUCCCAAGAUCAGAUUCUGCGACGCCGUUGUGUCGGAAUUGCAGAACCCGGCCGAGGUCCCGGCCCUGGAGCUCCGCAACCGGCAGGAGCUGCGAGUGCAGCAGCCCCGGCCCGACGGAGCGUGGACUGAGGUCGUGGUCUCCAGCGACGACUCCAUCCUGCCUCCCGACGGCUUCGGCUGCGACGACCUAGGCGACGGGACGUGCGCGCACCCUGUGGCCGUCGCCGACGACCUGGACGGCUUCGACGUGACGCUCGUCGUGCUGGACGACGAAGGCUACGUCACGGCGUCGCUCGCCGUGCCCUUUGAAGUGCACGGCGUGGCCGCGCUCUCGCUCUCCAGGACGUCCUGCAGGUGGCGGUCGACCCUCGAUCGGGGGCGCGUACGAGAUCACACUGGCCGGCCCCUCGCCCCCUCCCGCGGCCGCUCAGGAGUGCCAGCUUGGGUCGCCAUGUCGUGUCUGGUUCGCUGGGGUGGACGCGCCCCCCGCGGUGAGCGUCAGGAAGGGAUCCAACGCCAUCUAUGAGUAUAUAUCCACAGACCCGCCUCCCCCGGCGUCCCGGGUCGAGCGCCUCACUUCACGUGGCGCCAAGAUGGACGUCGAGGUGGCGAGCGACAAACACGUGACCCGCGCCGACCUCGUGACCUUCAGUAGCGACGUCGCCACGGACGCCGACUGCGAAAGCCUCGAAGCGAGGUCCUCGG